Punctularia strigosozonata HHB-11173 SS5 is the source of this 1458-nucleotide messenger RNA. Its product is annotated as cytochrome P450. The record is from RefSeq and is a predicted model, not a curated record. Gene Ontology annotation, molecular function: monooxygenase activity; iron ion binding; heme binding. The transcript is spliced from 13 exons. Bases 1 to 1458 code for a protein of 485 amino acids. Lineage: Eukaryota; Fungi; Basidiomycota; Agaricomycetes; Corticiales; Punctulariaceae.
AUGCCGAGUCAACGCCAGUGGCUCACUUUCAACAAGUGGUGCAAGGUCUAUGGUGGGUUCGCUGCUUGCGGUCCUACCCGAUAUUUAAUGGGCGUAGGCAACAUCGUGUCCGUCGAGGCAUUUGGCACUCGAUAUGUCAUCCUCGGUUCGCUCAAGGCGUGCACGGAUCUCUUCGACAGAAGAUCGUCCAACUUCUCAGAUAGACCGGAGAUCCCGAUGCUCAAUGACCUUUCUGGAUGGGGCUGGAACUUUGCCUUCAGAAAGUACGGUGCGAUGUGGAGAGAAGAGCGAAGAACGUUCCAUCAGUACAUGAACAGUACUCAAAUAGCGCAAUAUCGUCCCGUUCAGCUCCGAGAAGUGCGAUGCCUAGUGCACCGUUUACUGUCCCGGCCUGAUAAGUACGAGGACUACGUGAGGCAUAUGUUGGGCGCCACCAUAAUGGACGUUGUAUAUGGUAUCAAGGUGGCAGAUCACGACGACCAGUAUAUCAAAACAGCGGAGAAAGCACUGGAGACUUUGGCUCGCGCAGGGCAUCCGACGGCGUAUCUAGUGAACACCUUCCCAUGGUUGAAACAUGUACCAUCAUGGCUGCCGGGUGCACAGUUCAAACGUCAGGCGGAGAUAUGGAAGCGGAUAUCUGACGAGUUCAUUAUGCGCCCGCUUGAAUUCGUGAAGAAAAGCAUGAUAAACGGGACAGCACGACCUUCUAUCGCCUUAUCAUUGCUGGAAGAUCUCGAUGGCGAAGCGGAGAAGACCAGAGUUGCGCGAGAAACCAUAAUUAGAAAUGUUACGGCCAUCGCGUAUGCGGGUGGAGCAGACACCACUGUCUCCGCGAUAUACACGUUCUUCCUAGCUAUGGCCAAGCACCCGCAUGUUGUACACCGCGCUUGGCAGCAGCUCGACGAAGUGCUCGGUGACCAUCGACUCCCAACCUUUGAGGAUCAAGAACGUCUGCCGUACAUUACCGCCAUAUGCAAGGAGGUGAUGAGGUGGCAAUCUGUAGCACCGCUCGCUGCCGUACAUAGUUCCGUUGACGACGACGAAUACGAGGGCUACUUCUUGCCCAAAGGCACGAUUUUCUUUGGAAACGCCUGGGCCAUACUACACGAUCCAGAGGUGUACCCUGAACCAGAUGCGUUCAAACCGGAGCGCUUCCUGAAAGAGGACGGUAGCUUUGACACCACUGUCCAGGAUCCGAACGUAGCUGCGUUCGGUUUCGGAAGGAGAAUAUGCCCUGGUAGGUGGUUCAGCGGACAGUCUCUGUUCAUCUCGGUGGCCACCGUAUUGUCCGUCUUCGAUAUCAAGGCGCCGGUGGAUGAGACCGGCAAACCGACGGAGUUGAAAACAGACAUGACCACGGGUGUUCUGUCGUAUCCAGAGCCGUUUGAAUGCCGAGUCGUGCCACGUUCGGACAGAGCGAGGCAGUUGAUCCUGGAGGCGACUAGUGACACGGAGUAA